AACGCCGCUCGAUUUCCGUUAGGCGCCUGCGCGUUUAAAAGUCUGAAAUCUAACAAACCCACCCCAAAACUCUGGAGAUAACUCUGCUUUUAGCCAGCUGAAGCUGCAGAUUUUGCACAAAUAGUUAAUAAAGAACAGAGAGCUAGUCAUGUCUAACUAUCCCAGUGCUUCCGCAUCCCAGUCUACAGGAACCUCUGACCUGGACACGGAGUCCGUGGAAGUUCUGCGGGAGCGUCUAAGCACCAUGAAGCGUCUCAUGGCCGAGCGGACGUCCCAGCAGCAAAACAACCCCGCCACCACGGAGGAGAUCUUCUCCACCAAACGCCACCGCUCGGCGGGCAUCAUCGAUGGAAACUUCCUGAGCAUCGCGUUCGGAGGAGCUCUGCUGGUGAUCAUCACGGUUUCGGUGUACGCGUUCUACAAUCUCUACCAUGCCAUACUCAAGAAGUUCCCUUCGCGCCACGAGGAGCUGUAAACAAUGCCAAGUUCGAUGCGGGCUUACACAUAUGUACGAGUUUCUGCAUUUAAUAAUAAAUUGUAGCAUGAAUUUUACUAUUGAGAAGUGAAAAACCUUGGAACGUCUGCUGUUUUGCAUUCGGGUUAAUCAACGCCAUUUAUUGGAGUUCAACUCAUUACAAAAAUCAAUAAUUUUACCUUCGCUUUACUUUUUACACAUCCAUUGUUUGGUUCGAAUUAGACUACAACGAAACAGGGUAAACUGAAUGCAUGGACAGCAAAAACAAAAGGGGCGUUUGGAAUAUGAUUUGAUUUGGAUAUUGCUAAAUGAAAAACCAUCAAAAUAUAAGGCAGGUGUAUAAUAAAAAAUAAAAAC
Molecule: messenger RNA, 832 nt
Organism: Drosophila santomea
Lineage: Eukaryota; Metazoa; Arthropoda; Insecta; Diptera; Drosophilidae
Exons: 2
Coding region: 149-475 (108 amino acids)
Source: RefSeq, a predicted model, not a curated record